Vitrella brassicaformis is the source of this 2534-nucleotide messenger RNA. The record is from the annotation of a GenBank genome assembly. NCBI's taxonomy places the organism in Eukaryota, Vitrellaceae.
CUAUCGUACGUAUGCAGACGACAGAAGCAAUGGAGGUUUCUUCAGCUCUGAAGGUGAGAAGAGAAAGGAAAGCGUCACUGGCACUCCCUGAACACACUCGCUCACUGGAUGUGAACGUUGCCUGUGUGUCACCCACGGUUCAGUGUACAGCGUGCCAGAUCACGCUUGACGAUGCCGAAGGCCAGCGACGUCACUACAAAACCGACUGGUGAACUAGCGACAACGAUGAGAUACAGCUCGUGGGUGGUGUUUGAACUAUCGCAUUGUCCUCUCAGGCACCGCUACAACCUCAAGCGCAAGGUGGCUGGUGAGUUAGCGUGAGUAUAUGACCACAAUACUCACCCGGCCCACCGAUCAGCGCGCGUGUGUCCUGACUGACUGACUGACUGACAGGCAUCGGUCCCAUCUCUCUCCAGAUGUUUGAGCGUAAGCCCUUGCAGCGUUCAUCGUCUGGCCAAUCUGUAUGUGCCUGCGUGAUGUCAGGCAAGCUGGCGCUGCUCGCAUCAGUUCCGGUCAGUCAGUCCUGCAGUCAGUCCGUGAGUCACUCCACAUACAAUGUGGCCCUUGCAUGUCCUCUGUCUGCACUGUGUGGUGUUUGUUGUCUGUCCCCAGGUGACGGUCAAGGGCGUCGGCCAUCUGAAGCAGACAGACAGGAGGAAGGGGGGCAGAGGGGACAAAGACGACAAGACUGCCGCAUCCUCGAGCACCGCCGAGGCGCCCUCUGCCGCUGGGCCAGCACAGCCGAGCAGCGUCGAGUACAAGCUGACGCAGUGCUUCUUCGAUGACACUGAACACGAGAGCAUCGACAAGUGAGAGAGAGAGAGGGAGAGAGAGAGAGGGGGAGAGAGAGACGUGGAGGAUGGGUGUCUGUCUGUCUGUCUGUGUGAGUGUGCAGGCUGCUGACAUACAUGGGCCAGCACUACUCGUUCUUCAUUCCUGACGCAGAGUACCUGGUCGACAUCAAGGGCCUGCUCAGGUGGGCGGCUCGGCGGGUGGUGUCAUGUCAUGCGAGAGCGAUGUCAUCAAUGCUGGAUUGUCUGUCUGUCUGUCUGUCAGGUUCCUUGGCGGCAAGGUGUUCGAGCGACACCAGUGUCUGUACUGCAACAAGGUCUUUUCAAGCCUGUCCGCUGUCAGAGACCACAUGGUGCGUCGGCUGUCAACCACACCCACGCUCACCACACCCAUCGUUUGGCUCUGCUCGCUUCACUUCAUUUAGUUGGCCAAAGGUCACACGCAGGUGGGCAUCGACAACGAGGAGAUACUGGCGGAGAUCGAGCCCUUCUACGACUACCGGGCCUCAUACAAGGAGGUACAGGAAGAAAGACACCCCACCCACACAGGCGCAGAGGGAGAACACCAGUACUACCAGCCCCAACCAACACGGACUGCCAUUCCUCCCUUGUCCUUGCUGCCUGCCUGCAGCUGUACGCUGCGCGUCGUUUGAAGAGCGAUGGCAAACAGCCCCCUCCAUCAACAGCAGCAGUGGAGGGGCCUGAGCGGAUGCGUCUGAGUGACAUCCCGGAGGAGGCCGCUGGUGAGGAGGACGAGUGGGAGGCCGUGGACGAGGAGGGCGAGAUCGACAUCAGCGAUGAGGAGGACUUCGGCGCCAUACUCGAGCAAUAGUGAGUGCCCAAGGGCCGGACGGAAUCAUGGACUGGCAAAAGAACGCUGCCACACUUUUGGUUCCCUCUGCCUGUCUUGCUCUCCUUCUUCAGCGGAUUGUCGAGUGCUGAGGUGACUGCGACUGGCAACCUCAAGCUGCCCGAUGGAAGAGAGUAGGCAACACACGCCACGCCAGCCUUACACACCGUCACUGCCGCCAACUGCGCUGUCUGUCCCGAUCUCAUUGACGUCAGGGCUGCCCAUCGGUCGGUGGCUUACGUCUAUCGCCAGCGCAUACCCAACCGCACCCCGCCUGGCGGCCCUGUCGCUGCAGCCCUCCAGGACAAGACCAACAACCCCAGACUCAUGCUCACUGAGGUCGGGCUUGGUGCAUGAAUGGACUGCAUUGCUCGUGUGUGUGUCGUGGUGUUGUAUUGUAUUGUGGCUUUGCUUGCGUGUCUGUCAGGGCAAGGAGCUGACCGCCGACGAGAAGAUGGAGAAGCGCCGGCUGCGCAAGGAGACGGCAUCCAUCCUCAAACGACACCUCGCCGAACAGACAAGGUGAGAAGCAUGGCGACAUGGAUGGAUGGAUGGAUCGGCUAAUGCUGGUGUGUGCAUUGUGUGUGUGUGUGUGUGAGUGUGUGUGUCAGGUUGGGUGUCAAGAGCAACAGGCUUGCUCGGAACAUCGUGCGUUCUGAGCAAUGUUCGUCGGGGAGAUGACUGGUCGGUCGUGUGGGCGUGGCGUGCACGCGUGAAGCCCUUGACAGCUGUGUGCAGUGACGGGCAACCCGUCCAUGUGCAGUGGUUUGCAGUGUCUCUCUUUCUCUGAGGAAUGACCUUGUAUGUGUAUGGGAUGACGUUGUUAUCUUCCUGGCCUGGCGACGGUGUGCAGUGAAGUACAUGAAAUGCAUUAAACCCACAGACGUAUGGAC